CAAUACCGCCUGCGGUGGAAGGCACAUCGCCCAGACCGCUAUAUAUACCGAUAAAACACAGUUAGAUCAUCAUUGUCUAGUGCCUUCACCCACCCAACGCAAACAUGAAAUCUAUUGUUCUUUUUGCCCUUGUAGCGGUGGCCGUGGCAGCUCCGCAAGACCAAACCGCUCAGAUCCUUAAGCAAGACAGUCAGAUUGGCCCCGAUGGUUCAUAUCAGUGGGCAUACGAAACUUCCAACGGCAUCGCGGCUGCUGAGCAGGGAGCUCUUAAGAACAUUGGCGCCGAGGAGCCUGCCCUAGAAGCGCAGGGCCAGUUCUCGUACACUAGCAUCGAUGGCACCCCCGUGCAGCUCUCGUACAUCGCUAACGAGAAUGGCUUCCAACCGCAGGGCGCCCACCUGCCCACCCCGCCCCCGAUCCCUGAGGCUAUCCAGCGCGCCCUCGCCUACCUCGCCACCGCUCCUCCUCAACCUGAAAACUAAUUGAGAAGUGAUUAGUUAGGCUAUCAAAAACGUUGAAGAGAACAAUUAUAAGGUAUCUUAUAACGAAGACAGAGUGCAUGACAUUAAUUGCAAAUAGUUGAAUUAAAAAAAUGCACAUGAAGACAUUAAAUGCAGCUGAGACUUUAAUGGUCAUGUGAAUGCUCAGAUAUGUUGUGUUUUUUAUAUUAUAGGUACUCUGUAGAUUCCUUUGUCAUGUAAACCUGUUUUGUCAUAAGGUAUCUAAAGCCAACAGUGCUAUAUUCGGCGUUGUAGCUGAUCGCGCACUAGUCCGUUGCUAAAUGGAUUUGAUGUUGGUGUUUAGUUAAAAUUUUAUUGUACAAAGAUAUUUUUAUACUUUUUAUACAUACUUGAAGAUAUAAGUACAUUUAAAAAUCUU
This is a messenger RNA of Leguminivora glycinivorella, 879 nucleotides long. Its product is annotated as larval cuticle protein LCP-17-like. The transcript is spliced from 2 exons. Gene Ontology annotation, molecular function: structural constituent of chitin-based larval cuticle. NCBI's taxonomy places the organism in Eukaryota, Metazoa, Arthropoda, Insecta, Lepidoptera, Tortricidae. The record is from RefSeq and is a predicted model, not a curated record. The coding region runs from base 105 to 482 and encodes 125 amino acids. Gene Ontology annotation, cellular component: chitin-based extracellular matrix.